CCAUUACCUCGCUCGUGCUGUGUACUGCAAGCGUAAUACAUAUCACAGUGGUGUGUCGCUGCUCGAGUUGAUUUGAAUUAGUAGGGUAACGGUUGCUAAGCAACCGAGAAUACAACAAUUGUUUAUUGACUUUUUAAGGGCUAGUAUGUAGCUAUGUUUCAGUAGCAAUUUAAACGGAUUAAAAUACAGAACUAACAUAAAUCAGCAUGGCUGAUCUAAAGCCAAAAUCACCGCGUAAGCGUCGCACACGUGCCCGCCACCGUAAACGCCAAUCACAAUCGAAAAUCACCAAACAACUUCAGCCCAACAUAGCAGCGCAGCCCGAACCCACAGUAGAACCUCUCACCAUGCGAAAGCCUAAACCUCAGCUCAAUCCAGAUUACAUCCGAGAAGAGCUGGAAAUCAAGUCAUCCCUGGAGAGAUUCAAGAUCGAUGACCGAACCGAUCCUCUAGAUGACUAUGCUCGUGAAGUACUUUUCUUUGUCGAUUCCAUACCGGAAGUAUAUUACGACGCCCACGAGAAUCUCGAAGAUGUUACCGAGCAAACAGAACCCGAUCCGCAUGAGAAGUCACCCUCCAUUCAAACCGUUUCCAACGCUCAGGACUCUCCGACACACCUCGCUUCAUCGUACGUUCAACCCGAAGAGGAUCAGGUCAUAGAACCAUACACGCUGCAAAAGAUUACUUUUGAUGAUGAAAAUUUACUAUUCAUCCCGUCGAAACAUGUAUCGGACAUUAUUCCAACGCUUGAAGAAGUGUCUGUCCAUUCAGGUGAAGGAAGUGGAAGCGUGGCAAAUUUACGGAUUAAACCUAAUCUUGAUGCGGUCAAUAAAUCUCGCAUGAUAAAUAGACUUCUGGAACAAGAACAAGAAGAAUGGUUCGAUACCAGCGGUGAUUUAGCCAAUCUGCAAAACUUUAUAACCGAUAAGCGAGUAAAGGGAGUGUGUGGAAAAAAUUUUAUCCCAUACUUUGUGGAACCGAUGCCACUGUCCCAGACAGCAGAACAACUGCCAAUGGAACGGACAUUGAAGAUCUUGAUCGGGAAACUGCGUUUCGAGAAUCACCCUUCGUUCGACGAGAUAGUCCGGUUGCGAUUGAAACUGGAACAAUACUACAAGCAGUACUACACUAACAGAAAAUUGAAGGUAAUUCCAGUGCUGCAGCAAAAGUUAGACGAUUUGAGGCAAACAAAUGAGGAAUCUUCUAAUGCAGAUGACGUGGGCUUCAAGAUAGAACGUCGGGAAUUGCGUAAACUUAUAUAUAAGGAGGCGAAAUCCGAAAGACAGCAUGAGCAGCAGAUAGUGAAAAUUUGGAAGGAAUUGAAGGACAAAAAAUCUGAUCAAGGAUUAAAACUAACAAUCAAUGAUGAGGACACCGAUCAACAAGCGGAAAAAGAUAACUGGAACAACCGCUAUGCAACUGAGCUCGAAGAAACACUCGAAGAAGAGCACGAAUUAUAUAUAAAAGAAAAACAUGACUACAAAUCGUAUCUCCGUGACUUGGAGCAGAACAUCGACAAGGCUGAAAUAUUAACCGUUCAAAAGCCCAAAAAACCUGACAUUUCCCGACUAAAGCAAGAGUUUGAAAAAUCAUUCAAUGAAUCCUUCCGAGCACCCGAUGAGCCAUUGAUCAGCUUAGUGCUGCAAAAAGACACUCAGAGCGCCUUCGAGACAAAUUUGAAGAAAGAAUUGCGCUACAAGAUCAAAUUCUACAUCGACGAAAAGCACGUAGCCUCAACAAAAUCCAGACAAUUUCAAAACAAUUUCCUCGUUGAUUUUAAUACUUCGUUUUCGAUUAAACUGACGACGAAAAUCCCCGAAACGAUGAAGAUCGAGCUAUACGAAAAGAAUCGAUUGAAGAUUAAGCUGAAAUUGGCAGAGAUCUUCAUACCACUGCCGAGUGCCAACGAACUGUUCGAUGAUGAAGAAUAUGUGCAGUAUGAAUUUUCUUCAGGUAAACUUUUCAAACCAAACGAAUAUCGUAAUGGAAAAAUUGAUUUGAAAGUUGGUUGGUUAGAACAGGUUGGAUCAUGCUUCCCAAGUCCUUCCAAGCGGAGAACUGUGCCUAAGCGAGUUCAACUAUCGAAAGAUUUGAUUCAGAAAUGGUUCGAUGAGCAAGCACUCGAUCCAAACGAUUCUGAUGCUGAAAUUCUUAUGAAAGCACUGGAGAAAGGACGCCAGGAACAAGAUUCUGAUGACGAGAAAGACGAUCUUCAAGAAAAGGAUGAGCCAUUUGUUUUCAACGAAGAUUUGCUGGCGUUUUGCUCGGAGGAAGAGAUCAAUGGAAAUGAACGUUUGAAUAUGUUGAGUCAACGAUUCUACAGCAAUUUGAAGUAUAAGAACAUAAAGUUCAUUCCUCAACUGGAGCGAGAAGUGGAGAUUCCGGAUGAAACCCAAAUCAUUGAUGAAACUCUUGGCACGGAUCCUAUCGAUCUACAGCGACAUCGAGGGAAGAAAUACCUCAAAAAAGUCUACGAUACCAUAACCAAUCAUUGCAGUGUUAUAAAUCAGGACAAAAUCGAUGAUAAUUUGCUUAUAGGAGAUCAGAUACCUACAUUCGGUACGUUGAGUUUAGCUUUCUUCGAAAUUUUCGGUCCUCGAAGACCGCUGAAGCCCUCUAGGCGGUCUCCUAUGAGCAGAACUUCAAUACGAGUGUCGGAUGUGAACCAGUUCAAAAUAGUCGUUACAAUUGUGAGAGCAUUCGGUAUUCCCAGCAGAUCGGAAGACCAUCAGCUUUUGUCCGCCGGACGACGCAACAGUAACAUGUCAUCGACGAAAUUUUCAUUUCGAGCAUCUAAUGUUCGGCCAUACAUCACUAUAUCGAUUAAGGAUAAAAUUUUGAGAACUUCUACAGUAGAUGGGACGAACCCUACUUGGAAUGAGCAAUUGGCAAUUCCCUUGGACGCGAACAGCGAUCAAAUGAGAAAAUAUUUGAAUAUUGAUCUUUAUGACGAAUUUAUGGAAGAUCUUCUGGAAGAUGAUCGUUCAAGGCCAACGGAAGUCUACCAAAGAAUCUCGAGUAAAUGGCUUGGUCAGUUGCGAAUUCCGAUCAGCACAAUUUAUCUCAAUCAACGCAUUGAAGGAACCUUCGAAAUUAGAACCCCACCAAUUCUGUUUGGGUACACACGAAGUAACACUAAUGAGUCGCCAGAGUAUACUUCCAUGUUGAUUGGAUCCAGUCUACCGGAUAUGCGAGAGCUGACGCACAUUUCACUAUUCAUCAAUUUAGAGCCAAACGUUGAGAUUCCCAGAAUUGAUACCAAUGAACUGGAAUGUGUAGAAUUAGAGCAAACUAAGGCUCGCAUUUACCUGUGGUUCGAGGAGUAUCGCAAUGAAUUCCCUUCAAGGGCCAAACUUCCAUUGGUUACUCUGCUUAGUGGAAAGCGAGUGUGUGUUACAAGACUGCUCGGACCGGUAAAUGUACCUUUUGUUAUUGAUGAAAAUGUGGAACGCAUGAUUCGACGGUAUGUGUCAUUAAUUCCGGUUUAUUACAAUACGGACGCAUGUUCCCAGCUUGGCGGCAUUUGGUUGACAAAUAGAGAGAUGAUUAACAUAAUGUGCGCCUCUCCGAAGGAUUUAGGAGUUUUGCUAGUUUGUUUCUACAUAAUUCUGGAAUUCGAUGCCUAUCUCGUACUUGGACACAGUCUUUUGACCGGAGAUUGCACUUUCGUCUUGCUACGCGAAGGGAACGAAUACUUCAUAGUUGAUCCAACAAGUGGCAAAAAAUACAACAGCACCGAUACGUAUUGCCCACUAACUCGCAUUUACUACAUCGUCAACCAGGAUAACGUUUGGGGAAACAUACAGAAAGAAAACCGAGUAUUCCUCACGCAGUUGGAUGUCAGCAAAUCUGCUUACUGGAGACCACUGUUCAAUCGAUCUCAUGAAGCUCCAACUGGAUGUGUCCACGAUGGAAAUUUCUUGUACAAGAACUCUUUAAAUGUGCGUGAUCUACAGAAAACUAUUGAACGAAAGAUUAUGAAGAAAAUUGCCAUCUGGCGGACCCAUCGAAAAACUAUUUGGAAUAGAUACAUCAGUGAUCAGUUAAAAUACGCACUGUCUGCACUGGAGGUAGACCUUUGCAUGGAGACGAAUACAGACCGACACUUGGACGUGUUCAACCAACUUUUUGCCUCGUACAAAAUCAACGGAUUCCCAAUCAACCUGCCGUACACCAAUUUGUCGACAAUCAUAGCGCAGGUCAAAAGUACCGGAAUCCAUCUCAACUCGGAAAACAAAGUGGAAUUCUCGCUGGGGGUUUUCAUCAAAGAAUACCCCAGCAAUAUCUACUCAGUGUGGAUAUUUCUGGUUUCACUAGUGCCCAAAGUAUAGAACAGUGGUUCAUAACAUAUUUAGAGUGGCGUCCCUUUUUGAGCGUUCCGUUGCCUUUAGAAAACAUUAUAUCUAAAUGUUUUUAUAAUGAAAUUGGAAGUUUGUGAAAAUAAAGGACAAUGGGAUCUGAACUGUGCAUACUACGUGAGAGUUAAAAAACAAUUAGUA
Aedes aegypti (yellow fever mosquito) is the source of this 4499-nucleotide messenger RNA. RefSeq names its product coiled-coil and C2 domain-containing protein 2A (gene Cc2d2a). The record is from RefSeq and is a predicted model, not a curated record. Gene Ontology annotation, biological process: non-motile cilium assembly; protein localization to ciliary transition zone. Bases 207 to 4331 code for a protein of 1374 amino acids. Gene Ontology annotation, cellular component: ciliary transition zone. The transcript is spliced from 6 exons. Lineage: Eukaryota; Metazoa; Arthropoda; Insecta; Diptera; Culicidae.